AUGGCAUCAUCACUGUUCUCGAUCUACCCUGGUCGCGGCGUCCUUGAGAAAGCACUCUACAGCGACCUGGUGCUGAGAACUUCUAAUGGCUAUGAAAUCAAGGCACACCGAAUAUACGUCAACGUCGCGUCCAAGACUGUCAGAGAGCUCUCUGACGAAGCUCUACGGACCGGUUACCUCCCUGCUGCCUCAGGUAAUCCUCUUUUCGGAAGUGCUGCUGCAGUCGCAAAUUCCUCCCCACGCACGUCAACUCCAGGCAAGAAUUCCAAGUUCACUUCUGGCACCACAGCCUCCAAGGCACCGAGUAUCUUCGACAGCCAACCGCCUCUCUUUAGUACUGCUACAGUCUUCUCAACGCCCGCAAGUAGUGCUGCGUUUGGCACUGCUGCUACAACGUCAAUUCCAUCACCCAAUCCGUCAACUUCAACCAAGCAUACCAAAUUCACUUUCGGCGACGCGAGCUCAAAGACAUCGAGCAUCUUCGACAGCCAACCUUCCAUCUUUGACUCUGCUACAGUUCCUAACCGGCGAGCAAAGCCCGAUUCACCGGCGGUGGACCACGAAGUUGCUGAUGACAAGAUUGCAUCUUGCCCGCCUCCAUACACUCCACUACCGAUGUUCUCUUUCGGUAAAAAAGCAGACACUGCACCCGCUCCUCCCUCACAGACUUCGCUGCCCGCCUUCGUCUUCGGCAAUCAAGCAGACGCUGCGCCCACUCCACCGUCCCAGACUCCGGUACCAACGUUCUCUUUCAGCGAGAAAGCAGACGCCGCACUCACUUCAUCACAAACUCAGCAACCAUUCUUCCUCUUCGGCAACAAAGCAGACGCAGCAUCCAAUUCUCCGUCAAAGACUCAGCAACCGACCUUUUUCUUCGGUCCGAAAGCAGAUGCUGCGCUCACGUCUCCAUUAGCCGGGGCUGCCGUUCAGACGGCUUGCUACAAGGGCAAAGAAUUCAUAGUGAGGGUCAAGGUCCCACCAACUCCUCAGAGCACGCCUCCGAAAGUGGGUCCUGGACCUGUACCUACCGUGGCACGACCUACCGCGCCCGUGUUGGCCACUUCAUCAGACAGCACAAUAGACUGUACAUGUCGUUCGAAGGGGAACCUGGCUGCUACAUCGAUGCGCGACCAAGUAGCGAUAGUCUCGAACUCCGACGGGCCCGUGAGAAAUGCCACAAACAUCUCUAGCCCGAACGACGCGUCGGCUGAUGCUUCUGCGUCCGAUGACGAGACAGUCUACUUCUCGGCGCCUUCUCGGAUGCACACACAGGACAAUGUUUCCAGCAUACAGUCAAGCUCAAGCUUCGAGACCUCGGCUAUCGAGGGAACCAGAUCAACGAAAGCGACGGUGGAAGAUGCCGUCGAGGAUGGCGAUGGUGGGCAGAGUAAAGUCAUUGCGACGUGCUAG
Messenger RNA from Cyphellophora attinorum, 1410 nucleotides. RefSeq lists its product as uncharacterized. The transcript is spliced from 2 exons. Bases 1 to 1410 code for a protein of 469 amino acids. Lineage: Eukaryota; Fungi; Ascomycota; Eurotiomycetes; Chaetothyriales; Cyphellophoraceae. The record is from RefSeq and is a predicted model, not a curated record.